This is a messenger RNA of Clupea harengus (Atlantic herring), 2554 nucleotides long. RefSeq names its product armadillo like helical domain containing 3 (gene armh3). The transcript has 27 exons. Gene Ontology annotation, cellular component: cytosol. The record is from RefSeq and is a predicted model, not a curated record. Lineage: Eukaryota; Metazoa; Chordata; Actinopteri; Clupeiformes; Clupeidae. The coding region runs from base 346 to 2415 and encodes 689 amino acids.
AUUCUACUGGGGCUGUACAUCAGGGUGCAAUAGUUUAAGUAUUUAUUUAAUUAUUAGUUAUAGCCUAGCUUUUGUUAUGAAUAAUAUUCUAAGCUCAUAUGUAGAUCCUACAAAAUACACAGUAGGUGGCAGUAAUGCUCAGAUAGAUUUGGAUACCAAGAAGAACAAGAACAACAACAAGCAGAAGAAGAAGACGACGACGAAGAAGAAGAAGAAAAAGAAGAAGCGCUAGUCUGGCGAUUGAGUGAAGACAACAGUGUAGUUAUAAUUUAGAGACCGAUGAACCUUAUACGUAUUGUCAUAGUGAAGAGCUUGUUGGACCAUCAUAUACUGUAGGAAACCACCAUGGCUCAGGUGGAGAAGAAAGUGGGUCUCUUGAGGCGGACAUCUUCUUCCAAGAGGCCGCUGAAGGAGAAGGUGGUUCUCAUGUACGAUGAUAUCUUUGCGAGGGAUGAUCCUGCCGUCACCAAUCCUCGCUUCUGGGAUGAACUCUUCCUGAUGAAGGUUAACCUGGAGUACUUGGAGGCAAAACUAGAGUCGCUCGACGGUGACGAAGUGUUGAAGAUUAAAGAAAACAUCAACAGCCUGUUUCACCACUGUAUCCAGGCCCUGGGGGAGGAGCAUCAGAUCAGAGUGGUUAAUGCAUUGCAGACCCUCUGUGCUUUGUUCAGAGGAGUGCACCAGAAGAAUAAGUCAGCUACUGGCUUUGAUAUCAUCAACAUGCUGAUGGGGUUUGACAAGGCAGAGCUGCGCAUGAAGGACCUGAUGGAGAGUCUCGACAGCCUGCUGUGUGGAGACAGCUCUGAGAGCUUGAAGAGCUUGUGCCUGAAGCUGCUUUUGUGUCUGGUGACGGUGACGGAUAACAUCAGCCAGAACACGAUACUUGAAUAUGUGAUGAUCAACAGCAUCUUUGAAGCAAUCCUACAGAUUCUCUCUGAAGUGUCGAGCAGAUCGCAGCAUGGCUACGAUGCCGUUGUCUUGUUGGCACUGCUGGUCAACUAUAGAAAGUAUGAGUCUGUGAAUCCCUACAUCGUGAAGUUAUCUAUUGUGGAUGAUGAGCCUACGUUAGAAGGAAUGGGCAUGGUGGUCCAUCAGGCGUUGACGGAGUACAAUAGGCAGUACAAAGACAAAGAGGAGGAACAUCAAGGAGGUUUCCUCUCUGCACUUUCUAGUAUGGUCGGCAGCAUGUUUGUAGCAGACGCAGAUGAGAAGCUAUCAGUCCAAACUAACGAAGCCAUACUCUUGGCCCUGUAUGAGGCAGUACACCUGAACAGGAACUUCAUCACAGUUCUGGCUCAAAGUCACCCAGAGAUGGACAUGGCUGCCACAUCUAUAGACCCUGUUCCAACUACUCCCACAACUCCACUGGGUACAACACCACCUAUGCUGGACUUGAUGAACUCGUCAGAGCUGCCCCUUGACCCAAACCUGCAGACCAGUAACCUUCUCAUUACCUUCCUCAAGUACUCAUCGAUUGUCAUGCAGGACACCAAAGAUGAACACAGACUUAAUAGUGCUCGGCUGUGUCUCAUUAUCCUGACUUGUAUUGCUGAGGAUCAGUAUGCUGAUGCGUUUCUCCAUGAUGACAACAUGAAUUUCAGAGUGAAUCUCCAUCGAAUGCCCAUGAGACACAGAAAGAAGAAUGCAGUCGGGAUCAGCCCAUCAAGACCACUUGUGUGUGCAGUCCUUGAUCUCAUGGUUGAAUUCAUUGUGACUCAUAUGAUGAAGGAUUUCCCCAUGGAUCUGUACAUGCAUUGUGUACAGAUCAUACACAAACUUAUUUGCUACCAGAAGAAGUGUCGGAUCAGACUGCACUACACCUGGAGAGAGCUGUGGUCAGCUCUCAUCAACCUGCUGAAGUUCUUCCUGUCUAACGAGACAACCCUGUUGACUAAGCAUAACAUCUUCCACAUGGCUCUACAGGUCGUGAACCUGUUUAACAUGUUCAUCACAUACGGGGACACUUUCCUGCCGACCCCCAACAGCUAUGAUGAACUCUACUAUGAGAUAGUGAGAAUGCACCAGGUGUUUGACAACCUUUACUGCAUGGUGCUCAGGGUCUCCACCAAUGCUGGACAGUGGAAGGAGCCUGCCAGCAAAGUCACUCAUGCGCUCAUCAACAUACGGGCCAUUAUAAACCAUUUCAGUCCGAAGAUUGAGUCCUAUGCUGCAGUGAACCACAUCUCACAGCUUUCUGAGGACCAGGUACUGGAGGUAGUUCGUUCCAAUUAUGACACACUCACCCUAAAACUACAAGAUGGACUCGACCAGUUUGAGCGCUAUUCAGAGCAGCCUAAGGAGGCGGCCUUCUUCAAAGAGCUGGUGCGGUCCAUCAGCCUGAAUGUGAGGAAGAACGUCUCUCUCAACACUCUCAGCCAGGAUCUUCUGCUCAAGGAGUUCUCCUCUAUAUCCUGAGACCCGCGACGCACAGAGACAAUGAAUCAAAUGGAAAGUGAAGAAUAGUGACCAAAAGUACAAUGUAUUUUACAGCACAAACAUCUCCCCCUUACCACUGCACAUCUGCUAUUAGAUAAAUAAAACAUCUUCAUCCUCA